GCGAGCGCUUGUGAGCCAGCUCCUGUCCAUUCACGGCUCUUUGUAGGGAGAAACAGUGCGCACUGCCCAGUGCAUCACUGAGACAUCACAAACACAGGUCCACGGACGACCAGACCAGGGGGGUCUGCUUCUGACCUGAUCUGAGAGUGAGGUGAAAGGGGACAAGAGAGGAUAGGGACACCGCCACUCCACAUCCACCACCUUCCUGGAAAACAUUGACCAAGAGGUCCACAAGAAGAUACUGGACCGUCCCAAGAAGUGUAUCUAGGAGUUGAGAGCGACAUGGAUCACUGGAUCAAACUGACCAGCUGAGAUAGCAAUUUACUGCGGGAGAGGGGAACUCUGUUUUCUUCUGAAAAGUUACACUGAAAAAAUGAGCUGUUCCUGGAACGAACACAGGGACGCAGCAGCUGAAAGAUUUUCUCCUCGUCUUUCCUGAACUUUCAAGAUUGUCAUUCAUGGCGUGAAAUUGAGAUACUCUUUUACAGCAGCGUCUUGAAUUGUCCCAUCAGUAUUCUUCAUUCACCAGCUGGCGUUUAUCUUGUUUUCCCAGCUCUGUCUGAGUAUCUGGGUGGAAAGAACUCUCACAGAGCAGGAUCAUGUUUUUCGUCUGAAGCCCUAAAACUUUGUAACCGCUGACUGAAUAAAAAGACUGUUAGAAAUAACAGAAAAUGAUGCUAGCCUGGCGUCUAUGCGGGGAGAUUUUCUGACUGGACUUGGUCGUGCAGGAAAGAACCGAGGACGGAAGCCAUGUUCACAGGUUGCGGAGUUGCCGGUUUCCAGACCCAGUACCAGAUCCCAGCCCCUGUUGGACCCCAUACAGCCCUGGAGGUGAACAGGCAGGUCCAGGUGGAGGUUGGGGUGACCCCGCAGAUGUUUCCUCCCUUCCAGGGUCAGGCGUACUGUGGACAUCCUCCCUCCACAUCCCCCUCCACCGCGCCAAACAGCAUCUCUACGUCGUCGCAGACCUCACUCCCCAUUCCUCCUCCUCCCGCCGCCCUCAAACUGGGGCAAGGGGGGUUCAAGAAGAUGUGUCGCACUGAAGAGGAUGGUCCCUGCCCAUUCCCAGGGCUGCCAGCAGGGGUUUUGGAGAUGCGCGUCAAGGAGGGCAGUAAGAUCCGCAAUCUGAUGGGCUUUGCCAUGUCUCGCAUGCAGGGGGAGAGGGGGGAGGUGCCUGGCGGUGCAGCCAUGGGGGUCAGCGCCAGGGGAGGCGGGGUUGGGGGUGGUCUGAGGCAGGUGGUGUUCACCGGCUCGGGGCGCGCAGUUACCAAGACGAUCACAUGCGCGGAGAUCAUGAAGAGAAAGGUGGGGGGCCUGCACCAGAUGACCAAGCUGCGCUAUAAGGGCGUGAGGGAGGUGUGGGAGAGCCAGGAAGGGGGCGCCUCGGAGAUGACGGUGCACAGGACCGUGCCCUCCAUCAGCAUCCUUCUCUCCAAAGACUCCUUGGACCCCCAGGAAGCCGGUUACCAACCUCCAGAGACCCUCAGUGCUCUCUGGGAGGAGAGAGACGGGGCCGGGGAGGGUGCCCCACAGGCAGCUAGCAAGAGAACACUAGGUGUGUCUCCCCGUAGCAGCCACCCUGACAGCAAGCGAGUGUGUCUAGGGGAGGGAGGAGUAGGAGGGGGGUCUGGUCUUACCCCUCGCUGACUGACUUGGCUGGACUAUUGAGGGGCAGUAGAGGGGAAUGGAAGUAGAGGGGAAUGGAAGUAGAGGGGAAUGGAUCAGGGAAGCUCACUCAGUCCUGCCCUCCGCCCUAGCACAAAGUACACCAGACAAUCAGAGCACUCACUCAGACGGAACCGAGCUCUCUGAGCAGAACUGAACACACAGGCCCCUGACUGCACAAGUCAGCCUGAAAUGGGGCCGGAAGUUCUGUACAUAUGGGGGCUUAUGGAAUGCAACUACACUGUAAGCCCAGUGCAAUGUUUUUUUCGUUGUCAUGCCAACAGAAUUUGAAAUGACGGCUGUCAUGCCGAAAGAGCUUGAAUAGCUUCCUUUCUCUUACACAAUAUCAGCACCACAAAACACAAGAAGUGACUAAAUUAAAUUUUAGUCGUCCUUCUCUUUCUUUAUAAGAUGUUGCUUAUUUUAUUUUUAGUCUUGUUUUAUCUGUAUAGUGUAUUAUCAAAACGUAAAAGGUGGGUCCUCAACAUUUAAAUGAUUAUCGAUAAGUAUGCUUAUGUUUGUUCAAAGACAUCAACAAUGACAAAUGUAACACAGUAUAUUCAUGGAGUUUUGUUUUGU
Hypomesus transpacificus is the source of this 2244-nucleotide messenger RNA. RefSeq names its product ribonuclease P protein subunit p25-like. Lineage: Eukaryota; Metazoa; Chordata; Actinopteri; Osmeriformes; Osmeridae. Gene Ontology annotation, biological process: tRNA 5'-leader removal. Gene Ontology annotation, cellular component: ribonuclease MRP complex. The record is from RefSeq and is a predicted model, not a curated record. The coding region runs from base 751 to 1647 and encodes 298 amino acids. The transcript has a single exon. Gene Ontology annotation, molecular function: RNA binding.